Sphaerodactylus townsendi is the source of this 6717-nucleotide messenger RNA. It is a transcript of the gene VKORC1L1, whose product is annotated as vitamin K epoxide reductase complex subunit 1 like 1. NCBI's taxonomy places the organism in Eukaryota, Metazoa, Chordata, Lepidosauria, Squamata, Sphaerodactylidae. Gene Ontology annotation, biological process: peptidyl-glutamic acid carboxylation; vitamin K metabolic process. The record is from RefSeq and is a predicted model, not a curated record. The transcript is spliced from 3 exons. The coding region runs from base 169 to 702 and encodes 177 amino acids. Gene Ontology annotation, molecular function: vitamin-K-epoxide reductase (warfarin-sensitive) activity.
UGGCAGCCCAACGCCACGUUCCCGGGCCGAAGGGAGGAGAACGCGAGGGUGGGCGUGGCUCCUCGAGCGCCCACCAAUGGGCGAGGGGCGUGCGUGGCGCAGCCUUCGCUCGUCGCGAGCCAGUCCUCUGCCGAGUCCGCCGGGGAGGCAGGGCAGGGCUGGGCUAAGAUGGCGGCGCCCGUCCUGCUGCGAGUGUCGGUGCCGCGCUGGGAGCGGGUGGCCCGCUACGCCGUGUGCCUGGCGGGCAUCGCGCUGUCCCUCUACGCCUGCCACCUGGAGCGCGAGAAGGGCCGCGACCUCCACUACCGGGCCGUCUGCGACCUCAGCGAGCGCGUCCGCUGCUCCGCCGCCAUCGCCUCCAGAUGGGGUCGAGGGUUCGGCCUGCUGGGCUCCAUAUUUGGGAAGGACAGUGUAAUAAACCAGCCGAACAGUGUUUUCGGGCUUGUGUUUUAUGUAUUACAGAUGCUGCUUGGUACGACGGCAAGUGCAGUAGCGGCCCUAGUCCUCAUGAUGUCCUCCCUAGUAUCUGUAAUAGGAUCCUUGUACCUGGCCUACAUUCUAUACUUUGUACUGAAGGAAUUCUGCAUCGUCUGUGUUGUCACGUACUUGCUGAACUUCAUUCUCUUUAUCAUCAACUACAAACGACUAGUUUACUUGAACGAGGCCUGGAAACGCCAACUCUCCCCCAACAAACAGGAUUAAUUUCCCUGUGAACUUGUGGCAGACAGAAUCUGAAGACCCGACUUCAAGUUACUCCACAGCAAACAAGAAACUUUUUAAAAAAUUCUUAUUGGAUGCUUUUCCUGAGAAUCAGAACUGGCUUCAUUACAACCAGUGAGGAAGGAAAGAGCCCCUAAGUAACUUCAGUGCUAACCUUCAAGUCGGUAUCGUGAGGAUCGGCCAAGGAAAUUCUCAUCCAAUCAAAGAUGAGCGUUAGCUCUGCUUUGAUGGCGUUUCUUAGCUGCAGAUUCUUUCUCUGUCCUGUCUUCCCCAUUCGCUCCCUUCCCCCCAAAAUAUUUAAAGUUGGAAACACUUGCUAGGAAGUACCUUGUGCGUGCAUCAAUUCAGUUUUGGGGUCUAGCGGAAGACAUGAUCAUGAUAACUUUAUUCUAGACUUUAGAGGUACCGUACGGAGAUGUUGCCGUGUUUACAUUAUGUGUGUGUGUAUGUCUGUAGCUGAUGGAGUUCGAAAAGCAUAGGUGCGACAAGACCACUUGCUGCAGAACUGUAUGUAACGCUGGAAAGGGCCGGCCAUACCUUUUGCGAAACCAGAAGCUUGUCACAGCUCGGCUGACUUUGUUUAGAAGCGAAAGGAUCUUGAAGAAUCAUUUGUCCUCUUGCUAGGAGAUCAUUUUAACAAAGGGCUUGUCCAGACAAACAGGCUAAAAUGAGCCCAUCUCUGCGGAAGACUUGCGGUUAGCUCAGAUGCCCUGUGUUUGUGUAUGUGUACAGAUGCACGUGUAUCUGUAACGAGACGUAAAUUGAUGCUGACAGUUGUAUGUGUUUCAAAAGUGAUGGAACCGUUUCGGGUUCUCUGUGUAACAUACGAGUUGUUCCUUAUGACUGGCAAAAGACGUUUAUUUUUUGAGAAUGCUGCAAAGAGGAUUUGGCCGGGUGGGGACAUAGGGAAUGUAGAGGAGGACGCCUCUUUAUUACAGAUGAACUUUGUUCCGAAUGGAAUUUCAGGAGACAGAACUGGUUGCUCCCUUCAAACGAGUGUCAAGUGGCCAGACAGUAUUACCAGUUCAAUAAGCUGCUGUGUAGAAUUGUGACUCUUACACUGGAUCCCAGUAACUUACUGGCAAACUGAUGCACUGUUCGGGCAUCGCCUAUGGUGAAAUCUUGCCCUACCAGCCUCACUGAAACCAGAGGGCAGCUGCUGAAAGAAACCAAGCCCUUGAGCAGUUUCCCUUCGUUUCAUUGUGGUUGGUGGAGGAAUGCUUCUGUACAGGUGAUGUCCAUAACGACCAAGUGAUUCAGGAUCUUUGCUACAUGCCUAGCAGAGAUUAGAGUGAGUGUGUGUCAACUGUCCCCAACCCAAAGUGAUAUACUGGAGUGGGGAGCUUUUGUGUCUGUGUUUGUAGGGGGUUGUUAAAGGAAAUAAAUAAGCAAAUUACUUGGAACCGACUGAGGUGUUCAGGAUUCGGUCGUGGUUCUUGACAUGUUCGAGCAAAUUGUGGUUCACCGUGUUGUGUCUCCCCACCCCCGGUCUGUGUCAUCCUGAAACACAAUGUUUAAAAAGUGCCUUCUGUCUUUUAACCGCAAAGCAAACAAAAGCAACCAAAUAUUUGUGGGCGUGUGAAAUUGGCAGGCAGAAGUGUUCUCACAUGUGCAAAGGAAAACAAACCUUGGCAGUAUUGGCGGGAAAUGUUUUUGUGCUCCUUGCAUGCCAAGGUGCAGUAGCAUUGUGCAUGAAUUUCUCUGAGGGCAUACCAAAAGAUCCCUAAUUGUGGGGGGAGGCUAAGAGUGCCACUUUAGCCGGUUGGACCUGUGCAGUGUGCAAUUGCCUGCAGCUGUGCUGAUAUCCAUAACUGACAGAGACCCGUACAGGUGCUGUGGAGCCUGCAGGUAGUUUGCACUCUUACCGCUGUGGUAAUUCAUGGAGAGUGCACCCUGCAGUAUUGUAUCCAGUUGGCUGAGCCUGCAGGCUUUUUCCAGUGUGUGUUGACAGCGGAAUUAGCACAGUUGGCACUGGAUUUCAAGAGCAAGGCUUGGCAGGAUGAGAAGGCCAUAGAGGACAGUAGCAGCAGCAAUUAACUCUGGGCACAGUUAUGAACCUUCAUGCAGAGUUCCCAUCAGAGCUACUGCAUUUGCGUUUGCCCUCCAGCAACCAUUUGUGGUUUCUUGCGGCAGUGGAGAGAAACAAGGAGGUCACUGCAAUUUCUCAUCCCUUCGUGCAACAGCAGGAAUAACACAGCCGCCUAAGGGGGUGAUUGGGUAGUGAUAGUGGCUCUCUGCAGGUGCCUGUAGCAGCUGUUGGAACGUAACAGCUGUUGCAGUCACUUGGAGGCUGCUUGCUACCUGUAGCAUUCAGUCAAGGCUCACAGGCAAGCCAGUCUGUAGGGUUGGUAUCUACAGGGCUGGCAAUUCUGACCAGGAAACACAAGCCAUCUCUUGGGGGCACUGAAAAACAAGGCAGCUCAGCUGAACUGCAUACAGUCUGACAGUUGCGGGUGGAUCCUUUGCAAAGGAUCUUGGAGCACACCUAUACAGUCACGAGGAGCAGCAGAACUAUCUAGGGCUAGCUCGGAUUGUAUCUCAGCCAUGCUGUGUUCUCUCCACUGCAUCGAUGCCAAAAUACGAAUCCUGCAAGGUUUUUUUUUUAUUGGCAAGCGUCGGUUGUCUUCUCGCCUUCGUAUUUGUCAGGAGUUAGCUUGUCAAAGCCCUCCCUUUAAUAAUUCUGUUCAGUCUGAAAUUUCUUUCCUUUUGAGCCUCUGUGUGAAAUCCUGGUUUUGAUGUACUGUACGAAAAAAAAAGACAAAUUCAGUGCGGAGGUAUUAACGGAAUGCUCUUGUAUUAGUGUCUUCAGCGGAAGUGGCUUCCAGCCUGGAGGAACAUCCCAACAGUAUUGAAAUGUCUGCCAAAGUUCGUCCAGCUUUUACUUGGGACGGGAGGGGCGUGGAGCGCGAGGGUGGUGAAGGGGAACCCUGUGUUGUUAUAAUAUACAUUAGAACACUGAACCUGUUUGUGCUCAUCCAGAGCUUUUCAGUCUAUCCUUGUGUCAAUCAGAGAAUGUUUUAAAGCCUGUCUUGAACUUUGAAAUCCAAGGAGGAGUGGGAAGGCGGAACCUUCUGUCAUAUUUCCUGGGGGACCACUGAGGUUUUGCCUUCUCCGCUUUGGGAAGGUCCGCCUCUGAGUUUUUAGUUGUUGUUUUUUAUUUUAAAAACAUUCCAGUAGCCAUUAUGAAACAAAGGAUGAAACAAAAGAUGCCAUUUUCGGACUCUGCCUGGUAAGGAUAUCAAAUAAGGAAUUGUAGGUGUGCAGAAAGGGUGAGGGAAGUUUUCUUCACUUUUCCUGCUGGGGUCUGCUCCUUGGGCUGGCAAACUGUGUUGCCCUUUGAGCCCUUGGCUUGCCGACAGGAAGGUGGACUUGGAUUUGAGUUGAAUUUGGUCGUUGAAGGGGCCUGUUCUGUUUCUCACCCCCGCCCUCGGCUUCAACAGAGGAAGAGUUUGGCGGGAAAAAAUUAUCUGCUUCCCGUGCACUUUUCAGUUCAGGGGGAAUCUAGUCUCUGAAACCAGAGCAACUCACUUCGCUGCUUGCCAGAGCAUGCCUCUCUGGUCCUCGUUCCUUCUCCAUGAAAUGAAGGAGUCUCAGGUCUCACGGGCUGGAAAAGGGAUUCAGAGCAGCAGCUGUUCGACACCCUUAAGCUGCACCACUUGCAGAGAGCUACGAUUUUGCCCAGGUUUGGGGUAGGGGAAACUUAUCUAUGUAGCCUGGUAGCAGGGGUGGGGGAGGAAGUGGUUAAAAAGCCCCCUCCUCGUAACAGUCCUCCUUGCUCGACUCAUUGUGAUAUACAUGCUGAAGCUUUAAAGCAUAGGUGUCAAACUCGCGGCCCUCCAGAUGAUAUGGACUAUAGUUCCCAUCACCCCCUGCCAGCAUCCUGGCAGGGGAUGAUGGGAACUGUGGUGCAUAACAUCUGGAGGGCUGUGAGUUUGACGCCUGUGCUUUAAAGAGACCCUUGCGUGGAACCUGGUGGUGGUGGUUAAAGGAUGUUCUGUUCAUGGCUUGCCAGCGUAACCCCAUUCUGCCCUCGGCCAUCUCUCAUGUGGGGUGAACAGCAGUAGAAGACUACAGGACUCCUGCAGCUGGCGGGGAGAGUGCAGAAGAGCGCACGCCGCUUCUCUCUGCGUCACUGGCCGAUUCCGCAGCAGUUCCAUCUUGUGCACCAUCCUUGACAGGUUAAGGCCUCUAUUGUCCACUCUUGCCAAUGGUCACCUGUCAAAAUUAGCUCUUUGGUGGUUAGUGGCAGUUACGGCUGAGAAAUUGGCCUGCGGGAAGCAAGUACUGUGGUCUUCUCUCUUCUGCAAAGCAUAGUAGUCACUGAAGACCAUUGGCUUCUGGGCUUGAAUUCACUGAGGAGGAGUAAGGCGUCUGUGCAGGUGUCCCUUCUGGGAGAAGGCACCCUCGGGCCAGUAAACCUAUCCACCCUCUUUGCAGAACCUUAAAAUCGUUCGUUGAACACCCCCAAUUUGCAUUGGUCAGACUGAGUGUUAGUUGUCCUGCAACAGGAGAAUAAUUGUUGUAAGUCACCCUGGAAUGUAUUUGAAGGCUGGGAUCCAAAUCAAAUAUACAAAUACAUACAAUAAAAGAACAACAUUUUAUUUAUUUCUCAUCCUUCUCUGCCAAAGCAGUACUCAGGGCAGUUUACAACAAGACAAUCUCCUUUACAGAACAAUAGCAGAAGUAUGAAAUGUAGAAAAAUGCACGGCUCUCAAAUAUGGCUCCUUGUCAUGCAACAACUGUCAACGUGUGAACAUCCAGAUUAUAAUUUAGAGAAUGUGAGGAGAUAGCAGCAAAACUUUGGUGAGCUUUGGGCCAGGUAUAACCAGGAUUUUGUCAGAAGAAGAGCACAAGGCUCUUUUGGUAUAGUGGAAGAAAGUGCGCCUAGUUGCAGGCAGCCGCUUGGCAGCCCCAUCCAAUCAGCAGGUAGCCCAGUCGUGGCUGUUCCUGCCUGCCAUUCCCAAGAGGGCUUUCUGGCAGUAUGGAGAGGCUAAAAUGCAAAUAAGUCUCCCUACCACUAGAAAGCCCCUAUUGGCUUAAUGGACUUACACCCCCGAAAAGGUGGUGUAAUUCCAAAGCCCCGGGCUGUCACCUCAAUGGGAGGCAGUGGCCAUGAAGAAACUUGAUUAACAUCAGCUCUGCCCCUGGACAUGCCCACAAGCCACCCCCACUAUGAUGGGAGGCGCAGAAGCCACCCCCACUGUGAUGGGAGCGCAGGGACGCUGAUGUAGCAUUUAGCGUGGCAUCCCACCACCGGAGAUGGCUGCACGGAAGCGGAUUCACCCCUCCACAAAUCUUUGAAUGGGGCCAUUAAUCUAAGUCUUCUUUGUGCCAGGAUUCUGUGACUGUUCAGGUGGCGCCGCUUUGGGAGAGAAGGAGAAGCUGGCAGAGAGGGAUUCACAAGCAGAGAAGGGAAACAGCCCUGUAAGGUUGGCGCCUGAGGGGUAGACGUACUCCAAAGCGUAGCCCAACGUGAGUCGCAUUUCGUCCUGAAGAUGCUCAGUUAUUUCACCGCUCAGUUUCAGGGCAUGAUUUGAUCCCACAGAGAUGAGGGGGUUAGAAAGUCGGGUGGCGUUGUGGCUCCUGAUCUGUGUGGAGAUACUUGAAGCAACAACCAGAUUAAACUUUGCUCGGGUUCUGCCAACGUUGUUUAACCACGACCUAGCAAAAGAAAUCUGUUGCGGGUAAAAAUAUUCAGUUAUCAUUUUGGGUUUUUUUUUUUUUAAAAAAAAUCUGUAUUAAGCAUGGCCUAAGUAUUUGGUGUGUGUGCCCUGUCUCGUACGUUCCAUCCGACAAAUUUUUAUCACGUGCUUUGAACUCCAAACUGUCUCUCUGUCCAGCGGAGUUGUUCCGUUUUUACGUUCAGCGUAAGACUACAGAAUCCUGAGGUCUAGAAUAGAGUUUUGCUAAUGGGGAAUUAAACAAACCUGUAAAUAAUGUAAGAAUGUUUAUUUGUUGCACAUAACUUUUUUGGUAUAAAAAUAAAUGUAGAAAUUA